Molecule: messenger RNA, 8880 nt
Organism: Coregonus sp. 'balchen'
Lineage: Eukaryota; Metazoa; Chordata; Actinopteri; Salmoniformes; Salmonidae
Source: the annotation of a GenBank genome assembly
CUGCAGCGAUCUUCUAACAGCAGCGCUUGGUUGAAAUUGGAGUAGUAAUGCAUUUAUAACCUCGGUGAAUUAUGAUUAGAGCAAUAAGAACAAUUUGUUCACUAGCAAAUAAGUUAUUUUAAAAUCGGGAACAUAUCUUGAAUAAAUGUUUUUCUUAUUUAAAGUCAAAAGUAGCCUAUAGCCUAUGGACUUACAUUACCCUUUAGACAAACGCCCCUACGCCUUCCGUUGGCUUGAGCUACCAUACCGACGUCAUUGACUGUAUGCUACCGUGAAGAUGGCGGAGGCAACGGCGGCACCACAACACCGUUUUUUCUGUCACUGCUGUAAAGGUGAAAUCGACCCUAAACUCCCGGUGAGUUGGCUCAAGUGCCUUUCUUCCUUCCUUUCCCGUCCGGUUCUGGACCGACGUUUUUUUAAAUCAGUAGUAGGGCUAGGUAGCUACGCCUUCCGAAAUUCGUUAUAAGAAAAUAUACAAACAUUUUAAUCUGAAACUGAAUGUGACUGAUAGAAUAGAAUAUUGUCGUUAUUAGAAUAAGACGUUAUAAGUGUCAUUGCAUGGAGAGCGCGCCGUUAGAUUCGUUGUUGCGAAGAAAUCUGGUGAACCAAGUUUUCGAGUUUGCGUCUUUGCCAUAUUUAGAAGCACUACCGUGUCGCCAACUGCACGUGACAAACAUUAUUGCCCCAUUCAAGUGCUAGUGGGAACUAGGAAACACGUAAAACUAUCGACUUGGUACUGGUUGAACGCGGAACGUGUAGCCUACUACAACCAGUUAGCAAGUGGGAAAUAUCAGAGUUUCCUAGUUCCGACUAGCAUAUGAACGCGGCAUAUGCAUAAAAAGGGGAUGGGUGCUGUGGCAGGGUGUCCCUUGUCCGCACACCACCAGGCGCACCAGCGCGUUUGACGAGCAGCUUUUUUUUUUUACAUUGACAUUAACGCGCAUCUUGAAGUUAGGGGACUUGAUACUGCGGCAAGUGUGUUCCUUUGUAUUUUCAUGUUAUGUCAUCAUGAUUUGAAAUAUAAAUUUAUUUACUUUCCUCAAGGAAUUCACGUGCCCCAGGUGUGAGUCCGAUUUCAUUGAGGAGUUGACAGAAGACUCCAGGUAAGAUGUUUAAAUCUGUGCUGUUUGUUUGCAUGCUUUUCUGCUUAUAGUGGGCCUAUACUGGAAUUGCAAUAUCAUAGCUGGAGUAUUUUAGGUAUAGUAUUAUGUGCAGUUGCUGAUACAUCUGAUAUAAUAUACAUUAGAUAUAUUCAAUUAAAAUACAUGUUUCAAUUAAAAAAUAUUGUAUUUGCAUUUCUCUUAAUGUGUUAAUUUACAAUAAAUUAAAUAACUACGUUUAUGAUAUACAUUUUGUCUUUGUCCUUCAGUCUCUUGGAGAACAGCAGCACUGCAGAGGUCAAUGAUGAUGCAGGCACACUCUUUUCAGAGGUACCUGUAUGUCCUCCCAAGUUCUCUUUGUCUUUUUCUAUCCUUUUCCCAGUCUCAAACUUUAAUCUGAAUUUACUGGUCUGCUCUCCUUCCUCCAAGCUGUGGCAGCUGCUGUUUAUGGAACGCUCUGCCCUUCUCUCGGACCCCUCCGCCUCUGAGUCUGACCAGAGCCUUCUACAGGCUGCCACAGCCAGUGAUGCAGUGGAGGAAGAGCUGGAGGGCCCUUCUGUGGACCCUGUGGGAGGCACAGAGCCUUUGGAGCCGGAACCGGAACGCCCCUCUCGCCCGCCUAGCCAGGGGAGGCGACAGUCCCGUGCGCCAGCAGUGGAGGGGUUAGUGGAGAUGCCCAUCACUGAUCUUGAUCUGUCUACGGUGUAACGUUAUUAUCUUUAUCCACUCACUCUCUAUCAUGGUUUUGCCCCAUGCUACAAGUGCCAGGCAGGUAUAGCUGAUGGCUUUUAUUUCAGUUGGACCUAAAGCCACCUUAGUGGCAACGACCGCUGAUUUUGCACAGUAAUCUUCCUUUCCAUGCCAGUUUUUAGGAAGCUAUUCUCACUCUACUCAAGAGUCUGUAUUGAUAUUGAGUCCUUGUACUGUUGUAUAAAAACACGAUUACACGAAUGGUGUUAUAUAAUCAAAGUUGUCCAAAAUGUAAUCUUUCCCAUCAGUUUAUAAUUAUAAUAAUAUGCCAUUUAGCAGACACUUUUAUCCAAAGCGACUUACAGUCAUGUGUGCAUACAUUUUUACGUAUGGGUGGUCCCGGGGAUCGAACCCACUACCCUGGCGUUACAAGCGCCAUGCUCUACCAAUUGAGCUACAGAGGACCACAUAUUUAUCACAUAUUAACAGCAAUAUAAUGUAUUUCAAUCACUAUUAUACUAUUUGGUCCUAAAAGUUAUUACUACACUGUAAUUACUUCAGGGGUUCCCAAACUUAUUUGGCCCACGACCCCAUUUUGAUAUCAGAAAAUUCUCACGACCCCAAUCAUGUGAAAAAUAAGUAUGUAAUUAACAGCCAAUGUUUUUUAAUUUGGGGCUAUGGCAGUCAAUUGAAAAACAUUCGAACAGUAUUUCUGAUUGUCUUCUUAACUCACUGUCACAUACUUUUAAUGUGGGGCUAUGACAGUCAAUUGAAAAUUAGUCUGACAUAAUGUAUCUUAUCUCACCACCCUUAAUGAGAUGGGUGUGCUUGAUGCAUGUUGACAGUGCACACAUCAUCUCUGCAGUCACAUCCAACCUGGAUCGAUAUUUGGUUUUAAUGCAGACGAGAGUACUGAAUCCAGCUUCACAUAGAUAUGAGCUGGCGAAGGGUACCACAAGUUUUAUGAUGCUUUCAACAGAACUGGAAACUCUGAAAAAUACGAGGUCAAAUCAUGACGUCAGUGAUCUUCAGGUCGGAAAGAGGCCCGAGUUCCCGAGUUGGAUUACUGUUUAAAAUAAUUUUCUUUGUCGGAGCUCAUUUUUUUCCAGAGUUCCCAGUUGUCUUGAACGCUCGGAAGUCGGAGAUUUCCGAGUUCCCAAUUGUUUUGAACACGGCAUUAAUGCUCAGAGGGAGACGGCAGGGUAUUCCCUUUAAGUCUGGAACCAAAACUCCUCCAUAGUGACCCGUGAAGGCAUUCGGUCACAUGACAGCUCAAUUUCACUUACCGGCAUGUCAACUGAGCCAGGAUCACAGUCAAAUGGAUUGGGAAAUAGUUCCCAAAGUGCUCUUCCAAGCGUUGGAGGUGAGCAGUCAUCACUCGUGUGGGACACUUACUGAUGCUGUUUUCUGUUUAGAAACAUGCACAGUCGAGGGAAGGGGGCAUGGUUUCUUUUGAAAGACUCUCUCUCCAAUAAUAAUUAUUUCUUCUGAAUCCACUGAUUCAGUCACUCAUCUGUAGAAUGUUUUUGUAUUUCCCCUGCAUGCUUGCGUUCAGUUCGUUCAGCUUCCAAAAUAUGUCAGUUGCAUAGGCAAGGAGACACAUUUCCUUUUCAUUACACAGAAAGUCAAGUCUUUCCAACACUCCCCCUCGAUAACCAUCAAGCCUCGGUAUUGAAAUAGAAUAUUGUCAUCCUCUGAUCCCACAUCUCCACAUAGUUUUGCAAACAGGCAUGCACGCAGUGGAUGUGGUUUGAUGUAGUUUACAGUGGUGAUUUUAGCAUGUAAAUCUUGGUGGGGCAAACUUUAAAAAAAAUGUUUUAGAUGCAUGCCAGCAAAGCCACUACACAACACUAAACAAUACAUUCAUUGCACUAUAACGGUGACAAACGGUGCCCACAAACUGUUAGGGCCUACAGAAAGCUGUCCCAACAGCAGAGUCCCAACACUUUACCAUUGCUAUACCUGGCUAUCUAAAACAGGCUAUAGGCUAAAUGUGCACCACCAAGUCAGAACAGUAGGCUAAAUUAUGAGGGGGAAAGGGAGCAAAUUAUUAGGGUGAGGCACAUGGGCUACUAACAGCUUACUACACAACAUACAUUUAGUAUUACUUUCCAUAGCUACAGUAUACAUAUCUCCCUGGCAUAUUACAUCAUUUAUGCAGCAGCAUGCAAUACAUUUUUGGACUCACCUUGUUGUGCUGUGCUCACUUGAACAGGAAGGUGGCGCGGCGGUCCUUCGUGGCAAAUUCUGUCAUCAAAGUCUGGCAUUCUCUGAAUUCCGAGUUGGAUGACCGUUUAAAAUAAUCUUCUUUGCCAGAGUUCCCAGUUGUCUCACUGAACUCACUGAAGUCUGAGAUUUCCCAGUUCCAAGUUUCCAGUUGUUUUGAACGCGGCAGAAGUCAUGCUGGAUUGACAGCAUGGCCAAUGUUGAAUGUUUAUCCUUUUAAGCUUGGAAAAGAGACCCUUAAACGCAGACUUGGACCACACACCCACUCCACUGAAUAGCAGGCUAGUGAUUGCUUUGCAAUGCUUGCUGUUUGCCUCUGAUUCCUUCCAAACCACUCAUUGUUGAAUUUGCGAUUUCCAACUUGUUGUGUAAUGUUAAUGGCCGAUGAGCACUGAUACGUUUUAUCUAUAAUUUCUCUUCAUAUGACAAGGAUUGAAAAGGAUUUGCCAGUAGAUUGUUGAAUUGAUUCAUGAUGAUGACUGCUAGCUAAGAUUUUGAAAGUAUGAUGUUGACAUUAUCAUUCCAAUCAAAGCUACGUGAUUAUAACGUGAUUUGACGUCAUUUUGUCUGUGGCCAAUGUCCUUGAACCUUCUUGGAUGGGCACUUCUAAUGUAACUAUGGCAGCACCCAAGGGGCUUGAAUUUUCGAGCUCUACCCUUAGACUUGGCGGUGACGUAGUGUCCCCAUGAGUGACAGAACACUGAGCCCAUCACGGCGCAACUAGAGAACAUUACCAACACCUAUGCUCCGUAUUUUCCUGCUGGCUGCCCCACCACCACAGCAAGCACUGAGCUAGGCUGAAACACCUGCAUUUUGGAGAUGCCUUACUCAAGAAAGCAAAAAAGAGACCACGUUUGUAUGCGGCUUUAUUAACUCAAUUAUUAUUAUUAUUUUUUUACAUUGGUUGCAAACUGAUAUGUGACAUGUAUUAAUGCAAAAAUAACAUGCAAAACAGGCAACAAAAAAAUAAGAAUAAUAAUUUCGCUAAACAGGUGGCUCUGCCCUACCUGCCCUGAACGACGGGUUGCCACAGGUAGUUUACAAUCGAAGUUAGACCUACCUGCUGCAUUAUAUCUUCAAGAUCUGUGCUCAGCUCUUUUGCCGCCAGUUGCUCUCGGUGUAUCAUACAAUGCGUCCAUAUGUCAGAGGGAGACAUUUCAUAACUAGAGUGCAGAGGCCUGCCCGCCGUCCCGCCGUCUAUGCAAAAGCCCACCAUUUGAUCACAUGGAAUCUGUUUUUCACUGAACAUCCCCUGUGCCGUUUCAUGCUUGGGAAUUGUGAGACAUAACAGUAUGUCAUUGUGAAUAGCAUCCCCCGACAUGUAUAGCGAACAAAAGUCAAUGCAUGGGCAUCUCGGCCCUCACAGCUAACGUCCAUUUGGAGAGCAUAAGUUGGGGAGUUUUUGAGUCGUUCAGUCAGAUUCCUCUUGAUUGCUAGCAAUAGCAUACAGCUCUGGAAAAAAUUAAGAGACCACUGCAAAUGUUUUUUUGUUUUUUUCCCAGAGCUGUAUGUUCUCAGUGUUAUCUGCCAAAAGUAUUGAUGUGAGUUUCUGUGCUUCUGCCUCCCCACACAUUGUUUUCACCAUAUCAGUUGCAGUCGGUAAUAUAUAAAAUCUCUGCAAUAGUGUGUGGUUUCAUAGCUUAGCCGGCCUAGCCAUUGACCGUGGGAAGGAUUCAAGGGCUCCCGAGUGGCGCAGCGGUCUAAGGCACUGCAUCUCAGUGCUAGAGGCGUCACUACAGACCCUGGUUCGAUUCCAGGCUGUAUCACAAUCCAGCCGUGAUUGGGAGUCCCAUAGGGCAAUUGGCCAAGCGUCGUCCAGGUUUGGCCGGGGUAGGCUGUCAUUGUAAAUAAGAAUGUGUUCUUAACUGACUUGCCUAGUUAAAAAAAUAAAAAGUGCAACGGUAAAUUUCAAUAAUUUUCAUUUAGAUUUUUUAAGGUUAUCCACAUUACAAUGAUUUUGAGAUACAAAGACGAUAUACAUUUUUUUUUUUGUAUUUUUCUUUUUUCUCCAAGAUUCCCACAACCCCAUUUUCAUAUCAGGCGACCCCUAGUUUGGGAACCGCUGAAUUACAAAGUUCUGUUACAUGAUAUUACAUUGUUAUUAAACUCCAAUAGGUAUUCUCUGUCUAUAGUGCCUUCAGAAAGUAUUCAUACCCCUUGACUUAUUACACAUUUUGUUGUGUUACAGCCUGAAUUCAAAAUGGAUUAAAUAUAUGUUUUUUUCUCACCCAUCUACACACAAUACCCCAAAUGACAAAGUGAAAACAUGUUUUUAGAACAUUUUUCAAAUUUAUUGUAAAUGAAAUACAGAAAUAUCUAAUUUACAUAAGUAUUCACACCCCUGUCAAUACAUGUUAGAAUCACCUUUGGCGUCGAUUACAGCUGUGAGUAUUUCUGGGUAAGUCUCUAAGAGCUUUCCACACCUGGAUUGUACAAUAUUUGCACAUUAUUAUUAAAAAAAUUAUUCAAGCUCUGUCAAGUUGAUUGUUGAUCAUUGCUAGACAGCCAUUUUCAAUCUUGCCAUAGAUUUUCAUGCCGAUUUUAAGUCAAAACUGUAACUAGGCCACUCAGGAACGUUAAAUGUUGUCUUGUUAAGCAACUCCAGUGUAUAUUUGGCCUUGUGUUUAGGUUAUUGUCUUGCUAAAAGGUGAAUUUGUCUCCCAGUGUAUGCUGGAAAGCAGACUGAACCAGGUUUCCGUCUAGGAUUAUGCCUGUGCUUAGCUCUAUUUUGUUUAUUUUUAUCCUAAAAACUCCCUUGCCGAUGACAAGCAUACCCAUAACAUGAUGCAGCCACCACCAUGCUUGAAAAUAUGAAUAGUGGUACUCAGUGAUGUGUUGUUGGAUUUGUCCAGAGAUGAGGUAGUCGUUAAAAAAUCAUGUUAAACACUAUUAUUGCACACAGAAUGAGUCCAUGCAACUUAUUAUGUGACUUGUUAAGCACAUUUUUACUUCUGAACUUAUUUAGGCUUGCCAUAACAAAGGGGUUGGAUACUUAUUGAUUCAAGACAUUAAAGCUUUUCAUUUUUUAUUCAUUUCUAAACAUUUCUAAAAACAUAAUUCCCCUUUGACAUUAUGGGGUAUUGUGUGUAGGCCAGUGACACAAAAUCUAAAUGUAAUCAAUUUUAAAUGUUAAGGCUUUAACACAAAAUGUGGAAAAAGUGAAGGGGUGUGAAUACUUUCUGAAGGCACUGUGUGUGCAAAAAAGAUUGAAUUGCUUUACCUUUUUCUUUAGUAUUGUGCAACAGUUUUUGGCUGGUCUGUUUGCCAACAAUGGAAAUCCAGGCGUCGCACCAGCUGCACUGUAAAUAAGUAUUUUUUUAACCUCAUAAUUAUUGUUUUCAUUACUUUGCCUCUUUUAAGGCAUUCUAAACAUCUCUCGCUCUCUCUCUCUCUCUCUCUCACUCACUCACUCACUCACUCACUCUCAGGUCUGGCAUGCUCCAUUCAAAUCCAGGGGACUAUGCCUGGGGUCAGGGAGGUCUAGACGCAGUUAUCACAGAGGUCAGUGAUGUCACCAGGCGCAAAAUCUUAGAUUGUGACUCAGCGUGCUGCCAUGAUUAAAGCCAUCUCUGUUUUUUAAUUUCUCAAUUUCCUCCACUCCUCUAGUUGUUAGGUCAAUUUGAGAGCACAGGUCCACCUCCUGCAGAGAAGGAGAUGAUCUCAACCCUCCCCUCAGUCAGCGUCUCUCAAGAACAGACAGGUGGGUUCCAACCAAGCUGCAACAACAAACCCAUAGGCUAACACUCACAGCAUCUAUGGGAGUAGAGGGUGUGGAUCUUGCUCAGUAGUAGUGUGCAGUAUACCACCUGUCAAAUAGAUUCUCAAAAUGGUGACAAUAUUUUUGUUUCAUUCUGAAAAAUAAAAUGUGAUGGAUUACAUUUUUUCCCCCUAAGAUGUUCUUUACCCAGAUCAGGCACCUAUGUGGGCACUACUAGUCAAUGUUCUCUCUCUUUAUUCUAAAAUGUACACAAUUUAAUGAACCCCACCCCCCCCCCCUCCCCUCCCCUCCCCUCCCCCGUACCUCUUUCACAGACAGCAGACUGGGGUGUCCAGUAUGUAGGGAGGAGUACUCCGUGGGAGAGUCUGUCAAACAGCUGCCCUGCCUCCAUUAUUUCCACUGUGACUGUAUAGUGCCAUGGCUCGAACUGGUAAGCAGGGGGAGUGUUGGCUGGCGGUCAAUAGGGGUUACAACACCACUAUUUCAUUUGUCAAGGAAGGUUAGUUAGUGUGUAAUUGGGGUCACAUAUCCUGACUUGAGGUAGAGUAUUUGGUUAUAUUGCUCUGGAGGUAACCUUGUGCCACACACAGGGGCGGUUUGCUGGACACAGAUUAAGCCUAAUCCUGGACUAAAAAGCAAGAUCAAUAGAAAAUCUCCAUUGAAAGCACUUGUUAGUCCAGUACUAGGCUUAAUCUGGGUCUGGGAAACCGGCCAACAGUGCCCAGAAGUAUUGAGACUUAACGUGUAAUGUUAAGCAUGUUUUGUCACGUCUCACAUGUUUGUGUAUCUCUCCCACAGCAUGAUACCUGUCCUGUGUGUCGUAAAAGUCUUGACGGCGUCGACCAGACUAUCCAGCCCCCACCAGAACCCCCAGAGCCCCCCUCCAUCAGGACAGACCCUCAGGAGGAGAGACAGGCUAUUUGAGGUUUAGGUCUCCCUCUCUUCUACCCCUCUGGCAUAUCUUCUUCCCUUUUUUUCUCCUGAACGAGGCUCACCUCUAUCCUCAUGCCUCGUCAUCCUGACCACGCAUUUAUUGAAGAGACAGAUUUCAAUUAAACUGUGCCUCAUUGUCAAAAUUCUACUCUCUUCUAAAAUUCACCUGACAACGUUUUCACCCACAGAUCCCUAUACAUUUCUUAGAGUAGU